CCCGCCGACAUCCGCGUCCUGUCGGCCCAGGGCUGCAAGGUGGACAACUCGUCGCUGACGGGGGAGUCGGAGCCGCAGACGCGCUCGCCCGAGUGCACCCACGAGUCGCCCCUGGAGACCCGGAACAUCGCCUUCUUCUCCACCAUGUGCCUGGAGGGUACGGCCACGGGGCUGGUGAUCUCCACGGGUGACCGGACCAUCAUCGGCCGCAUCGCCAGCCUGGCCUCGGGCGUGGAGAACGAGAAGACCCCGAUCGCCAUCGAGAUCGAGCACUUCGUGGACAUCAUCGCCGGCCUCGCCAUCUUCUUCGGGGCCACCUUCUUCGUGGUGGCCAUGGUCAUCGGGUACCCCUUCCUGCGCGCCCUGGUCUUCUUCAUGGCCAUCGUGGUGGCCUACGUGCCCGAGGGGCUGCUGGCCACCGUCACGGUGUGCCUGUCGCUGACGGCGAAGCGCCUGGCGCGCAAGAACUGCGUGGUGAAGAACCUGGAGGCCGUGGAGACCCUGGGCUCCACCUCGGUGAUCUGCUCCGACAAGACCGGGACCCUCACCCAGAACCGCAUGACCGUCGCCCACCUCUGGUUCGACAACCAGAUCCACGAGGCCGACACCACCGAGGACCAGUCGGGUCAGAGCUUCGACCAGUCCUCGGAGACGUGGACGAUGCUGAGCCGGGUCAUCGCCCUCUGCAACCGCGCCCAGUUCAAACCGGGCCAGGACAACGUGCCCGUGGCCAAGCGUGACGUCAUCGGUGACGCGUCGGAGACGGCGCUGCUCAAGUUCGCGGAGGUGACGGUGGGGCCCGUGGCGGCCGCCAGGGGGCGCCACCCCAAGGUGGCGGAGCUUCCCUUUAACUCCAGCAACAAGUUCCAGGUGUCGGUGCACGAGGCGGGGGAGCAGCAGCUGCUGGUGCUCAAAGGGGCCCCCGAGCGGGUCCUGGAGCGGUGCCGGGGGGUCCUGCUGGGGGGGCAGGAGCUGCCCCUCGACCCCCAGUGGAGGGAGAACUUCGAGGGGGCCUACGCGGAGCUGGGGGGGCGCGGGGAGAGGGUCCUGGGGUUCUGUGCCCGCUGGCUGCCCCCCGGGACGGUGCCCCCCGGGACGGACCCCGAGGCGCUGCCCGAGCUGGCCCAGGGGCUCUGCUUCGCGGGGCUCGUGUCCCUCAUCGACCCCCCCCGCGCCACCGUCCCCCAGGCCGUGAGGAAGUGCCGGACCGCCGGGAUCAGGGUGAUCAUGGUGACAGGUGACCACCCCAUCACGGCCAAGGCCAUCGCGGCGUCCGUGGGGAUCAUCUCCGAGGGCAGCGAGACCCCCGAGGAGGUGGCGGCGCGGCUGCGGCUGCCCCUGGAGCAGGUGGACCCCAGGUGGGGGGUCCCGGGUGUUAAGGGGGGACACACGG
Messenger RNA from Corapipo altera (White-ruffed manakin), 1393 nucleotides. Its product is annotated as potassium-transporting ATPase alpha chain 1-like. The annotation marks the transcript as partial. The record is from RefSeq and is a predicted model, not a curated record. Lineage: Eukaryota; Metazoa; Chordata; Aves; Passeriformes; Pipridae. The transcript is spliced from 9 exons. Gene Ontology annotation, cellular component: membrane. Gene Ontology annotation, molecular function: P-type sodium:potassium-exchanging transporter activity; ATP hydrolysis activity; ATP binding. Gene Ontology annotation, biological process: proton transmembrane transport; intracellular potassium ion homeostasis; sodium ion export across plasma membrane.